Molecule: messenger RNA, 855 nt
Organism: Penicillium arizonense
Lineage: Eukaryota; Fungi; Ascomycota; Eurotiomycetes; Eurotiales; Aspergillaceae
Product: opsin family protein
Exons: 2
Coding region: 1-855 (284 amino acids)
Cellular component (GO): endoplasmic reticulum; plasma membrane
Source: RefSeq, a predicted model, not a curated record
AUGAGUCUCAUCGGUCGAGCAAACGAUGUUUUCCAAGUCAACCCCGUAACAGGGGUUGAUGAAGCACUCUCUAUACAUGGAUCUGACUGGCUAUGGGCUGUGACAGCCAUCUAUAUUGUCUCCUUUAUCGGCCUCCUAGUACUCUCCUUCGCAGCAAAAGAAAGCGAAAGAGUUUUCCACUACCUAUUCACUUGCGCCUUAAUGGUCGGCGCCAUGACCUACUACGCACAGGCAUCCAAUCUAGGCUGGAGCGCUGUCGAGCAAGUCGACAACGUCGGAAACGGAGUAAUCCGCCAAAUAUUCUAUGCCAAAUACAUCAACUGGGUAGUCGCCUUUCCUUCGCUUGCUCUAGCAAUGGGUCUAAUCUCGGGCGUGUCUUGGACCACCAUCGUUUGCAACAUUGCUAUAUCCUGGAUCUGGGUUAUCAGUUACCUCGUGGCGGCAUUUACACCCUCAAGCUACAAGUGGGGGUUCUUCGCCUUUGGUACAUUCUCAUGGCUUAUCCUUGCUAUGAGUACUAUCAAUGAGAGCCGUGAGGCUGCUGCUUUGUUGGGGAUUCAACGUGACUAUAUGGUGCUUUCGGGGUGGUUGAAUCUCUUGUGGUUGCUUUAUCCUAUUGCAUUUGGAUUGACUGAUGGUGGGAACCGGAUCGGUGUGACUGGUGGUUUUAUUUUCUUUGGUGUUCUCGAUAUACUCACCGUUCCAGUGUUGAGUUUUGCUGUUUUGUUCUUUGCUCGAAACUGGGAUUAUCGCAAGUUGAGCAUUGCGUUCAGUGAUUCCCGUCCAAGCCGAGAGAGUGAGAGUGAAAUCAAGGAAGCUCCCCGGGCAUCCUCCGAUAUUGCCUCCACUGUCUGA